Messenger RNA from Otolemur garnettii (small-eared galago), 955 nucleotides. It is a transcript of the gene TMEM121B, whose product is annotated as transmembrane protein 121B. The record is from RefSeq and is a predicted model, not a curated record. The transcript has a single exon. The annotation marks the transcript as partial. NCBI's taxonomy places the organism in Eukaryota, Metazoa, Chordata, Mammalia, Primates, Galagidae.
CACCUGCCGGCGGCCUCUUCUGGCCCCGGGGGGGCCAAGGCGCGCAGCGGCCGCGGGGUCCCCAGCGCCUCGGUGGGCGGCCUGGCGGCAGCCGGGACAACCGGCGAAUUCGCUUUCGCCUACCUGGCCUGGCUCAUCUAUUCCAUCGCCUUCACACCUAAGGUGGUGCUUAUCCUGGGCACGUCCAUACUGGACCUCAUUGAGCUGCGCGCGCCCUUCGGCACCACCGGCUUCCGCCUUACCAUGGCGCUGUCGGUGCCCCUGCUCUACAGCUUAGUACGCGCCAUCAGCGAGGCGGGCGCCCCGCCGGGCUCGGCCGGACCCCUGCUGCUGCAGCCCCAGCAGCACCGCGCCGCCGGCUGCUUUCUGGGCACGUGUCUGGACCUGCUCGACAGCUUCACUCUCGUGGAGCUAACGCUGGAGGGCCGCGUGCCGCUGCCCGCGCACCUGCGCUACCUGCUCAUCGCCGUCUACUUUCUCACCCUCGCCUCGCCGGUGCUCUGGCUGUACGAGCUCAACGCCGCGGGCCUGGCGGCUUCAUCCUGGGGCCAGACCUCGGGACCCGGCAGCUGCAGCCGCCUUCUGCGCCUGCUGGGCGGCUGCCUGGUGGACGUGCCCUUGCUGGCGCUGCGCUGCCUCUUAGUGGUGAGCUACCAGCAGCCCCUCUCCAUCUUCAUGCUCAAGAACCUCUUCUUCCUUGGCUGCCGCGGUCUGGAGGCCCUGGAGGGCUGCUGGGACCGCGGGAGUCGGGCCUCCCCCAGUCGGUCCAGAGGGAGCUAUGGUGCUCCGCCUUCCGCCCCACCGCCACCUCCACCGCUGCCACCUCCAGGAAGCUCCCAGCUGGGCCACUGCAUCUCGGAGAAUGAGGGGGGCGCCCAUGGCUAUGUCAAUACGCUGGCGGUGGCCUCCCAGAAUUGAGGGGUAGGAGGGCAGGGGUCUUGCUUUUGAGCUGGGA